This is a messenger RNA of Antechinus flavipes (yellow-footed antechinus), 668 nucleotides long. RefSeq names its product formation of mitochondrial complex V assembly factor 1 homolog (gene FMC1). The record is from RefSeq and is a predicted model, not a curated record. Bases 125 to 466 code for a protein of 113 amino acids. Lineage: Eukaryota; Metazoa; Chordata; Mammalia; Dasyuromorphia; Dasyuridae. Gene Ontology annotation, cellular component: mitochondrion. The transcript is spliced from 2 exons.
CUGCUGCGAGUUGUGGGGCUAGGAAGAUUAUUCAGGCUUGUCGCCGGUAGAGGGCGCUGACGCCACUCCUCGUCGGCCUCCGUCCUUGGCCUGGGCCUGCUCCGACUUCAGCGCAGAUCCUAAGAUGGUGUCCCUGGGCCCGCCGGCCCGCACGCUGCGGGGCCUCCUGCAGGAACUGCGGUACUUGAGCGCAGCCACAGGCCGGCCCUACAGGGACACAGCAGCCUAUCGGUACCUCGUGGAGGCCUUCCGGGCGCACCGGGUCACCAGUGAGAAGCUCUGCAGAGCUCAACAUGAGUUACACUUCCAAGCUGCUACGUAUCUUUGUCUCCUUCAAAGUACUCGGAACCAUGUGGCCCUUCACCAGGAGUUUCACAGCAAGGGUGAGCGUUCCGUGGAAGAGGCUGCUGGUGCAGUGGGUCUCAAGUUGCCUCAACAGCCUGGAGGGAAGGGCUGGGAGUCUUGAGAAUGGAAAGAUUCACUGGAUGCUGCUUUCUUACAAGACCUUAACAAUUAUCUCUGAUUUUCAACUUGUAUUGAUGAUUAAAUUUAAAAAUAGUUGUUCCCAAAAAUUAGUUAUAUGUAGUUUUAUUUUCUGAAUGAUUCUCAGAUCACUGAGAAGUUUUCUUUUCCAUUAUCAAUCAAUGAAUGUUCUACUCUUGUCCUAA